AUGUCCUACGUGAUCGAGAACACAGUAUGGCCAGAUUGGGAGAUUACCCAAGAAAAGCGGGCGUUGCUGAGUCUCUUCUUCGAACUAGCAGAUCUGAAGUCCUCGGAAGCUGGGCCUCGGAUGGCUGCUGAGAUUUUCACUUCAGACGCAGUUCUUGCCGGUGGCAGGGGAAAGAUUUCUGGGACUGAGGGUAACGAUCUCCAUGAGAACCAAAAUGGUGGAUAUAUGACGGUGCUGAUUUACGAAACUAUAGCCAUUACUCAGUCCAGGAAGAACGCGUGGGACCACAUUGACAAGCGAAGACAUGUCCUCUCGCGAGUCUAUACUCUUGACAAGAAAGCGACAGACCUAAUAUUGGUGGGAGAACUCAAAGCGACAACAAAAUCGGGGAAAGACUUUCGACAGGAAUUCUGCGCCAGAGCCGUCGUGGCAGAAGACGCUGCGGCUGGUAAACCUAGGCUAUCCUUAUACCAGGUUUGGGCGGAUCCUACCCCAAUGCAAGAAGCACUGAAGCUUUGA
Molecule: messenger RNA, 519 nt
Organism: Exophiala mesophila
Lineage: Eukaryota; Fungi; Ascomycota; Eurotiomycetes; Chaetothyriales; Herpotrichiellaceae
Exons: 2
Coding region: 1-519 (172 amino acids)
Source: RefSeq, a predicted model, not a curated record